Talaromyces stipitatus ATCC 10500 is the source of this 834-nucleotide messenger RNA. Its product is annotated as GPI anchored cell wall protein, putative. Bases 1 to 834 code for a protein of 277 amino acids. The transcript has 2 exons. The record is from RefSeq and is a predicted model, not a curated record. Lineage: Eukaryota; Fungi; Ascomycota; Eurotiomycetes; Eurotiales; Trichocomaceae.
AUGCUACAGUUUUCCACACUCACGGCGGCAGCUGUACUAAUGGCCGCCACCGUCCGAGGCCAAGGCACCUCAGGCCAGUCAACGAUCUCCACCACAGCUUCAUCAAAUUCUGCUUCUAGUAGUACUCAUAUCCCAGUUUUCGGAGCCGGGGCAACGACCAUUCCGCUUUCUGGUGUAGCUGGUAGCAUCGUUGGAGCCGAUUCAACAGCCACUACUAUUGCACUGAACUGCGCCAACAGCACAAGCUGUGGUAUUGGCACGAAACCAGUAACCUUUACCCAAGGACCAUCAACAUUGGUUGCUGAUAUCGUCACUCAAACUGAUCUGGAAGGUCAUUCUGGAACACUCACUGUUGCCGUCGCCUGCAAUGUGGUUUCCAGUACACAAGCUGCGACUUGCACUGCCACGGCCACCGUCGCGAUCGGGGCUCAAAGUCAAACUUCUGCUAUAACAAUCACCACCACUACGACUAUACCUUCCGGCCAGAUUCAUUAUGACCAACUUCUUAUUACGGCUGGUGUUGACAAAUUGAAUAGUCCUGCAGCUUCUCAUACGUCGAGCGGCUUCGCUGGUGCUGUUGCUGCACCACUUCCAACGGGUUAUAUGGGUAUCGGCGUUGGUGGUAUGGCUGCAGCGGCUGUCGCUCUCACUCGUCCCAAUCUACUCCAAUCGCAUCCACGACCUUCAUUUUAUGCCCAGGUAUUGCCACACAAGUUUGAUAAAAAUGGUUACGCCAACUCAGGUACUUUCAACGAAGAUUUUGAGAUAUAUUUUGCUUGGAUAAUGAACGGCGGUCAAUUCCCAAUUACAGUUGAUGAGCUCUUCCAUACCUAG